Molecule: messenger RNA, 2895 nt
Organism: Histoplasma mississippiense
Lineage: Eukaryota; Fungi; Ascomycota; Eurotiomycetes; Onygenales; Ajellomycetaceae
Exons: 6
Coding region: 1-2895 (964 amino acids)
Molecular function (GO): zinc ion binding; catalytic activity; nucleic acid binding
Source: RefSeq, a predicted model, not a curated record
AUGGUUGUGAUGGAGGAAAUCGUGGGACGCGCUGACGGACGCCCGCGAGAAGAAAACUCUGACAAGAGGCAGCAGCCCACCACAUGUGGAGCAAUAUUGACACAGUUGAGCAAUGUUCUUUGCAAUGGGAGCGAAGAUCCUGCCAUCAACGGCAAAGGGAAGGAGGUAGUGGAGGAGGCAGCCAGGUUGGUGAGGGAGUUGAAGGUCAAACUGGGGGAGGUGAUGCUGGCCAAGGUGGAAGACGCGACCGUGGCGACACGCGCACAACGCCAACCCGAAGGAGUGAAAGAAGCCAAACUGUCAUCAUGGGCCAAGGUCGCAGGACAGGGAAUUCCAGAAAAACCAGUGCCUAACCGAACCCUCCGCGAGAUUACUGUCCUACGCCGGGACUGCGAAGCCCUCCCAGCUGAGGAGGCCACCCCCCCAGCGAUUGUGGCAGCCGUCAACGCCAGAAUUGUGGAUGUGACAAAGGGAAAGGUGCUUGCAGCAAGAUGUCUCCCCAGUGGAGACAUCAUCCUGACAACCGACGCGAGGGAGACCAGGGAGGCCUUGACUAAGAGCAGCACAUGGCUGGAAGUCUUGGGACAAAAGGCGAAGGCAAAGCACACCCUGUACCCAGUCAUGGUUAAGGGAGUCCCAAUGGGCAACACCAACUGGAAGGAGGAACAGCAAGCCAUCAAGGCAAUUUACGCACAGAAUGAAGGACUCCGAAGAGGGGUACAAAUUGAGAGACUGUCUCUACGACGGAAUGCCAGCUUGCAGGCAAAGGUUGGGUCUCUUGUACUCAGCGUCACCUCGCCUCAGCAAGCCAACCUACUAGUAGACAAUGGAUUGAUAAUAGACAGCAUAUUUUGUGACGUUGAAAUCUUCCACCGGGAAGCGCAGGUCACCCGGUGCUUUAACUGCCAUGAGUAUGGGCAUACGGCCAGAUUCUGCAGGCAGGCCAAAAGGUGCGGGUUCUGCGUGGCAAAAGAACAUGACGUCAAGGAAUGCCCAGCACGAAAAGCUGGGGAACAACCGAGCACCACAGAGCUCACAACCUGUGUCUCAGCUGCAGGAGGACCUAAUGGACUACACGCAGACCCCAGCCCCCACGCAACAAUGAGGGACACACUAAACCUCCUACAAUAUAACGUGCACAACUCUGCGAGAGUUAUGGGUGCGUUAUUGGCAGACCCUGCAACAGAAGACAAAUACGACGUAAUUGCAGUACAAGAGCCCAAGCCGGAAUCUCCACAUGCUAGCAACACACUACCCCAGAAGCUGCGGCUUCUGGCCAGCAUAUCACCCGGAAACACACCCAAGAUCAAUGUGUAUGCACCUCCUCCAGGGGGCUACAGCAGUGAACCGGAGGAAUCCCCCAUAGGCCAGCUGCAGGAGGUAGCCGGAAUGGGCACAGAUGCAGAGCUGGUCAUAUUAGGAGAUCUUAAUGUCCACCAUGAGAGGUGGGGAGGGGUGAGAGUGGAGAGAAACUUCCGCAUGGCAUGGCAGCUAAUAGCACAGGUGGAUAGGCUGGGUCUCCAGCUUGCCACACCUGUAGGAGCUACCACAUGGCAGGACAGAGGCAGCCCAGGAACGACUAUAGACCUCACCUUUCUAUCACCACUCCUGCACGACAAGCUCAGGAGGUGUGCAAUAGCGGAGGAGGCAUGCAAAGGAUCUGACCAUAAGCCCAUAGAAACAACACUGGAACUCACACCCAUCCCAAAGGAGGCUGAGAGACGAAACUGGAAGAAUGCGGAGCCUGAGGAGGUAGCAAGGGACUGCCAAAAGCUAUAUGUGCCACAAAGCCUGGACUCCAGGCAAGCAGUCAAGGAGUAUGCAGACUACCUGGUAGGAUUUGUAGGGACAUUAGCGGACAAACACGCCACCGUAAUGGAGGAGUACAAGCAGGCUAGGAGGUCCCAGCUCCCAGAAAUGGAGCGGCUCAGGGCACGCUGCAAGCGCAACAGAGAAAUCCACUUGGCUAAGACAGCAAACUUCAGAGAUCUGGUUGACAGGACCCGUGAUGACCCCAGAUUGAUGUGGGGACUAGCAAAAUGGGGCAAGGAAAGAAGCCAUCUGCCCCCACAGGCACCUACUGUCCCCCCCCUGAGAACAGGGGAAGGGGCUGACGCGACGGUAGAAACCUCUUUUGAGGGGAAGGCUGAGGCAUUACGACAACGGUUCUUCCCACAGCCAGAGCCCGCCGACUUAAGUGACACCAAUAUGGAGCUGCUGCAAGUUGAAAGGGAAGCGUCAAAUGACACCAUCAGUGUGGAGGACAUGGAAAGCCUGAUCCAGAGACUGCCAAACAGGAAGGCACCAGGGAGGAGUGGGAUCACCAACGAGUUCCUUAAGAUGCUGGGCAGAACAUUUGUGGAGGCCAUAACAGCUCUCACCAAUGCAUGCUGGCAUUGGGAGACUUACCCAGACACGUUUAAGGAAGCCAAGACAGUGGCCUUGCGCAAGCCAGGGAAGGCUGACUACCAGACUGCAGGAGCGUGGAGACCCAUUGCCUUGCUGGACACAAUAGGGAAGAUUGUGGAGGCAGCAACUGCAAAACGCCUGCGGAAGAUCGCGGAGGACCACAACCUGCUACCCUCACAGCAAAUGGGGGCAAGAAGGGGCAGGUCCACUGAAACAGCCAUAGCACAACUUCUAGCCCAGAUAAGGACAGUGUGGCAGCACCCAGGACAGGUGGCAUCGGUACUCUCCCUAGACAUGACAGGGGCCUAUGACAAGGUGCUGCGGGAGCGAAUGGUUCACAUCCUCCGGCGACUGGGCAUCCCCAGGGACCUGGAGAGUCAAACCAACACAGCUGUGAAGGAAGAGAUGUCAGUGCCUAGGGUAGACUUGUCUGUCAAAUACAUAAAUCUCAACAAUAACCCUAUCAAAUUUAUAUAUAAUAUGUAA